CAAUACAUUAUUAACGCAUUAAAAUAAUUGGUCAGUAUAUCGACAUUUCGUCAAUAUAUUAACGAAAUCCCACCAUGCCUUUAAAAACCUUGUUGAGUUGAAAUGUCAGUAGAAAUCAAAUCAAAACAAAACAAAUUUCACCGGUUACGACGUCGUUCCAGAAAACCGAACAAUAGAGUUAUCUACGUGCGCAUGUAUUGCGUGUACGUACACGAAAAAGAUUGAGGUUAAAUUUUGUACCGUCCAGCAAAACAAAUGGCGUGCUAGUGUGCGUGAGAGCGGGCUAAGAUAACUCUAUACCCGUGGAAUCGGUGGCCAGGGAAGGUGGUGACGAUGCAGAGAAAGUCAAGUCAAGCUGUGUUUCCUCUUCCUCCGCUGCAAGAGUGCAGUUUGGAAAAUGAGAUGGUUCUUGGACGUGUGGUAUCUGUUCGGUUGCAGAUCGAACCACCCCGUUCCAUUAGAUCGCGAUCCUGCAGCCAUUAGCCAUUUGCAGGAGUUCUCGUUCCGAGUCCGGAUCUGCAACGUCCACCGACUCCGGCCUAGAUGUGUCCUCUUGCGAGUGUGUUUUGACAAACACGAAAAACAUUCUAUCAGAAUCGACGGCUCAGAUUCCAAAUGGCCAGAUCAUCUUGGUGUUGAAAAUGCACCCUACUGGCGAGAUCGAGUUCAACAAAAUGAUAGCAUCCUCCUGCUCGCCGACUUAAUCGAGACCCUAAGCAAAAUACGAGCAGAGAAGAGAACCUCUCAAACUCCGUCAACCUCCUCACAGCUAGCGAAACGACCAAGAAUCGCUUCCCCAGAGAUAGUCUCGAGCCAGCAACCUUGGACAAGUAGCAAAUACUUUGACGAUAAGUACACCGAUUGGCGCUGUUCGACGACGACGACGACAGUCUGGAAACGUUUGAAAUCCGCUUCAAAUCCCCCGCCAUGGGAAGUGACGACCUCCCCCAAAUUGGUUCCAAAUCGAGGAACAUAGUGUGGUGAACCAGAUCAACCAACUGCCGGACACCGUCACACCGUUUGAAACAUCGACAACGACGGCCGGAUGGCCUUUUCCGACCACUACGUAAUGUGAUUUGAUCUAGAGCGGUUACAGCCCCAGUACCAAACGCAAUCCCAAUGUAGCCACGGGCGGUGGCGGUCGGAUGAUUCCGGGAACCAACAGCAAGAUUUACUUUGAUCUGGCAGUGUGCUCCCAACUCGAGCACUUCCAGCGCGAAGGUGGAGGUGCUAAAUCCAUGUCAUCUCAGUUGCUGAACUUUUUCAACCAGACCUACAAACGGUUCACGGGAUUCAAGCCGACGAAGAUCUCAAACUCUUUGUGUUAAAUCUUUUCAUAAUUCUUCAAUUUGCCAU
This is a messenger RNA of Culex quinquefasciatus (southern house mosquito), 1356 nucleotides long. RefSeq lists its product as uncharacterized. Lineage: Eukaryota; Metazoa; Arthropoda; Insecta; Diptera; Culicidae. The coding region runs from base 398 to 976 and encodes 192 amino acids. The record is from RefSeq and is a predicted model, not a curated record. The transcript is spliced from 3 exons.